AUGGCAAGAAAACUACAAUUCGCAUUUAAAUGUGUGGCAUCACCGAGCGACAGAAAGGCAAAUGUGAUUGCCAUAACCUCUAUCACAACUGAGGACAAUAAAAAAUAUAUGUUGCCAGAAAAUGAAAAAUUUGCAAGUAACCACAACGAACUCACAAAAACAGAAAGCUAUAAGAGAAUGAAAAAAUGCCUCAAUCAAAGAGGAAGAAAUAGUAGAAACAAACAUAAUAGAACCCACACAGAAGAAAAAUUACCAAAUAGAUUUAAAGGCAUUCAAUUACAGAACAAUGGUUGGAGACAUUUGAAAAAGAAUGUCAAAGAUUCGAAAUUAAAGAAGAUAACACAAAAUUUUGAAAUUCUAAGAUUGUUCCUUGACUGGGGAUGUUUAAACUGGCACUCACCAACACUAACAGCGUUGACAAUGGAGGUUGGUUGGAACGAAUGGAAACAGAAAUUUUUGAAAUCAUUUGCAGGCAACCGAUGGAGUACAAGUAUAUACGCUAUAUCCUACAGAUAUAAAGAAGGUUCACUAAUGGAGUACGCUAUGAGGAAAGAAAAACUACUACUGGAUAUGGACAACAAUAUCGAUUUCUGCGAAUUGAACAAGAUAGUUACACCACAAGUUCAACCAUUCUCAUUAAUAGAAGAUUUAAUACUAAAAACAAGAAACUGUAAAUACUUCACCUCAUUAGAUAUAAAUUCCACUUUCUGGUCAAUUCCAUUACGUAUUGAAGAUAGACAAAUAACAGGAUUCGUUACACAAGAGGGGCACUUCCAACAGACAUGUCUACCGUUCGGAUUAAAAACAUCAUCAGCCUUUUUCCAAAGAAUACUAUCUAAUAUUUUAAGAAAGAACAAAUUAAAAGAUUUUUCAGAAAAUUACAUAGACGACAUCUUAAUUUUUUCAAUAUCAUUCGAAGAACAUAUAGAACACAUAGAAAGAGUAAUAAAAGCAAACGAAGGUUUCAGACUAAAAUUUAAAAAAUGUACAUUUGCAACAGAAUCAGUGAAAUAUCUCGGAUACAUAAUAGAGCACAAUACAGUAAGACCAGUGAAAGAUAAUCUAAUCUCAAUACAAAAUUCUCCCAUUCCAAAAACCCAAAAGAAUAUUAGACAGUUUCUCGGAAAAAUAAACUUCUAUCAUGAAUAUAUAUCGAAAAGCUCAAUACUGCUAGACCCAUUACAUAAACUAUUAAGAAAAAAUGAGAAGUUUAUAUGGUCUGAAGAGCGUGAAAAAUCUUUCACAAAUAUAAAAAAAUUAUUAUGCUCUCAACUAGUGUUGCAAAUAUUUGAUAAAAAUUUAUCGAUAAGAAUUUACACGGAUACAUCACUAGAAGGCAUUGAUGCAAUAUUUAAACAGAUACAAAGUGAUGGUAAAGAAAAGCCAGUAACGUACUUUUCGAAAAAAUUGAAUGAUUCACAAAAAAGAAAAGAAGCAAUUUACGUAGAAUGCCUGGCAAUCAAGGAAGCGGUAAAGUAUUGGCAACAUUGGCUGAUUGGAAGAAAGUUCACAAUAUUCACGGACCAUAAAUCAUUAGAAGGUAUGAACAUAAAAGCUAGAACAGAUAAAGAACUUGGGCAGUUAACGUACUAUUUGUCACAAUAUGAUUUUCAAAUUAAAUAUAUUCCGGGAAAAGAUAACGCUGAAGCAGAUAGUUCUAUCUGUUCUAGUACUAUAACCAUUCGAAAAUACAGAAGAAAUACUAAAAAUAAAUUAAGGUUAAAAUUAAUUAAAGAAAUACACUCUGAAUGGUGUCAUGUAGGGAUCAAACAAAUGAUAAACAGGAUAUCUCCUUAUUAUACAGAUAAAGAUAUAACUGCAAAUAUAAAAAAAAUUUGCCAGAGUUGUGAAAUAUGUAUUAAGAACAAAUCCAGAGGGCAAGGAAAAUAUGGACUGAUGUCACAAUUAGGACCAGCAACAAAAUCAUUUGAAAUAAUGUCUAUAGACACCAUUGGAAGCUCCGGUGGACAAAGAUCGACAAAAAGAUACCUCCACCUGCUGGCAAGAUACGUAUUUAUGGUAAUAUCAAAAACUCAGAGUGCAACGGACUUUAUCAAGCUGAUAAAUAAAGUGCUAGAAACGGACAAAAUAGGAAUAAUACUCGCAGAUCAAUACCCCGGAAUAAACUCAAGAGAAUUUAAGAAAUUCUUAAAAGAAAAUGAAACUAAACUAAUUUUUACGGCUGUCAACACGCCCUUCUCCAAUGGUCUGAACGAGUGA
Messenger RNA from Vespa mandarinia (Asian giant hornet), 2220 nucleotides. RefSeq lists its product as uncharacterized. NCBI's taxonomy places the organism in Eukaryota, Metazoa, Arthropoda, Insecta, Hymenoptera, Vespidae. The record is from RefSeq and is a predicted model, not a curated record.